GUUUAUUAAAAUGUUUUUUCACUGAAUUGAAUCAUAAAACAUGACAUGUUAAUCGUGACUGUUGAUUUCUAUUGAUAAACACUUACGUAUGCGAAGAAGUGCGUAGAUUGUGAUUGUUUUUAAGAUGAGCGAAGAAGAUAAUGCCUUGGUGAACCAGUCGGAGAGCAGUUCCUUUGAGGAUCUGGCAACUGCUCAUGAGAUAGAGGAGGCGAAACUGGCCGAGGCCGCGGCAGCGGAGACCGAGAAACCCGUAGAGAGCAAAACUGACGAGUGGCAGGAUGUGCUCGGAUCAGGUGCCCUACUUAAAAAGAUUUUAAAGCCUGGAGAUGAAUCAGAAGGCCUAAGACCACACAGAAGUGAUAUAUGUCGGAUAAGCUAUGAGCUCAAGAUCCGAGGUGGCAGUGGAGACAUUUUUGAGAAGAGGGAUCAUGUUAAAAUUUAUCUGGGAGAUAAUGAGAUCCUACAAGGAUUGGACUUAGCACUCACACUUAUGUACAAAGGGGAAGAAUGCCUUCUUCAAAUAGCACCUCGUUUUGCAUACGGAGAUGUAGGGCUGAAGCCUGGUGAGAACAAAGGUUUGGUUGGGGAGAGCACUCCAGUAAAUUAUGAGGGCCCUGUGAUUGGUCCGGAAACGUGGUUGGAGGCUCGAUUGGAACUGCAUGAUUGGAGUGAAGAACCUGAACAUGAAACAUUGCCCAUUGCUGAGAGAAUGGAAAUUGGAACCCGCCGCCGCGCCCGCGGCAACUGGUGGUACGGGCGGGGCGAGGCGCAGCUGGCCGUGCAGCUGUACCGGCGCGCGCUGGACGUGCUGGACGAGGCGGAGGGCGGCAUCACCGAGCCCACACCCACCGGCGACCUCCCGCCCACCUCCGACGAGCUGCGCACGCUGCUGGAGGAGCGCCUGCGCGUGCACAACAACAUGGCCGCCGCGCAGCUCAAGGCCGGGGUGUACGAGGCGGCGCUGCAGGCAGUGACCCGCGUGCUAUCCUGCCAACCCCAAAACGCGAAAGCCCUAUACCGCAAAUCGCGCAUCCUAUCCGCCAUGGGCCGCAACUCCGAAGCCCUCGAUGCCGCCCGAGCGGCAGCGGUCGCGGCACCUGACGACGCCGGAGCGAGGAAGGAACUCCAGCGCUGUGAACAGAGGGCCACCAGGGACCGCUCGGUGGAGCGCCGGCUGGCUAAGAGGAUGUUAGGCACGCAAGCACCUGUAGGGACGCCGGAUAAGAAACCAUCGAAAGCUAAGAUGCUGAUGUGGGGCCUGCUGAGCUUGCUGGUGGGCGUGGCUAGCGUGCUGGUGUACCGGUACAAGAUGCAGGGACAUUGAUGACCAAGCAUCAGCGGGUUGAGCUGUAAAAUUGAUAUUCCAAUGAGGCGGUUGGAUGGGGAAGGUCGGCUACGUACAGUUCAUAUCAUUAUAGUUGUUCGUCACGCUUACGACAGCGAGCUUUAUAUCGAGCAGUUAAAUAUUACGCUACUUAAAUCCUCUAAAAUGCAAUUUUACAUUGCCUAUUUUGUAUUUUUUACAUGAUAAUUUUUAUUACAAUUUUGUUAAAAAGCUUCAGAUUUGAAUCUGAGUAUGCACUAAUGCAUCGAUUACACGUAACGAGUACAGUGGCGAGAUAGACCUCUAUUAACUAUCUGUAGAUGUACGUAACUCUGAUCAUUUCGACAAUUUCGUACUUAGAGCUUAAGGGUCUCCCGUCUCCCUAGUUAUAUAGACGCGCAUUCGACAAAAUCCGAUAGGAAAAAGCUUUAUGUCCGGGCAAUAAGAGCGAAAAAGCCGUCGACGCGUCGGCAGGCGCUGGCCGAUGCGAGCCGAGCCGAACGACGACUAUUUCGCUCUUAUUGCGCGGAGAUAAAGCUUCUUCUUACCGGAUUUUGAAGAUUCCGCGUCGACAUAUGUGGGAGAACCCUAAUUCGUCUACGAUUUCAAUUAUUUAUUUGUCUGUGUCUAUAUAUCAAUACAUUACAUAUCUAUACAUUGUGUGAUCACAAUGAAACUGUAGACGAGUCUAAGCCGAUUUAACUACAAAACUUUCAAUAUCCAUUCGGCUGCUGAAACUUGCUCUUCACUCAACCGAUUGGUGACUCGUCACUGUACUCGUUAUAUGUAACAAGGAUAUUUAGGGUAGACACUUGUACUUUAUGUAAAAAUGGGUGGAAAGGUUAGGUUAAUUAGAGUUAACAUACACUCUGUGAUGCGGUCGCCAGACUGCGCUAGCUUACUUUGAACCAGAGACCAAUAAAUAAAAAAGUGUGAUUCUCAUACAAAGUUAUGUUCCUCAGAAACAAGGAUAAAGCCCCAUAUAUUUUGUUUAGCGCUAUUACAUACUUAAAAAACAUCAGAUAAGUUACUUUUUGAGGAAUGUAAGUUUGUAUUAUUUACUGGUCUCUGCUUUUAAUUGUCUUUCGAUUGUGCAUUUAAUGUCGAAAUUUCAAAUAUUUCAAUAUGUAUAUAUUUUGUAUAAACCUGUAUUCGUCUCAUAGUUGUUUUUGUUUGUGUAGUGCCAAAAUUGGAGAUGUAGAAAGUAAAAUAAGAGUAAAUAUCUAUCAAAACCGUGUAAUGAACAUUUAAAAAUAUUUUUCGAUAUCUAUUUUACUAGUAUAAGGACAGAUUUAUAAAUCGCAUUCCACAAUAACCAUUGAAACGGCUGACUGUCAAGAGUUGGUAAAUAAAAGUUCAACUGUAUAUUUUAUUAAUAAUUUACUUUCAAAUCAUUGGUGCUUUAAUUUCUGCAUUUUUGUUCAAUUAAAAUUAAAUAUUAUAGAUGCUUAAAUUGGUUAAAAUUGAAUUAAAGAAUAUGGAGGGAUCGUUAUUUUUAUAUCGGUAAAAUCAUGGGUAUACACUCAAAGUAGGCAAUUAAAGAUAUUAAUACUUCAAUCGUAUUAAUACAUAGUAGAACUUAAAUAAUUGGUCUAAACACGCAAUAUAAAUGUGAUUUCACUGUGAACAUAACGAUCAUUUAAUUAAAGUGGAAUUCUCGAAUUGUGGACACUGAAAUGAUAACUGAAAAGGCACCUUAAUAUUUAUAAUUAUAUCUAGUAUCAAUAAGCCUUCAUAUUCAAAUGUGUCCAACUUCGAGAAUAAGUACUCCCCACUUGUUUUAUAGAAUGUACACUUCUCAUGCCUAAAAAAAAUUAAAUACGUACUCAAGAGGCUGGAAAAGUAUGAAAACCUUCAGAAGACUGGACAACUUUCAGCGUACGUAAAACAAAAAUGCAUGUAACUUGAAGGAAUAUUAUUCUCUAUCGGCAUUUCUUUCAAUUAAGCUUUCAAAUAGUUCAAGGCAUUGAAUGUGUAAGAAUUUCAGUUCUAUAGAACAAAUGGAACGUACCUCGCCCUUUCACAUCACAUCUUCUAUAGAUACUCUGAUAUCUUGUCAGAAUAUUAUUAUAGCAACAUGUGACGUAGUAUAUUAGAUUUAUUUUAACUUAGGACAAUGGUUUGGUGUAAGGGUCUGUAACGCCCCACGUUUAAAAAAUAAAUAAAAACAUUGUUCAAUUAAACACUAAUAAACGUUGUUGAAGACA
Molecule: messenger RNA, 3531 nt
Organism: Cydia splendana
Lineage: Eukaryota; Metazoa; Arthropoda; Insecta; Lepidoptera; Tortricidae
Product: peptidyl-prolyl cis-trans isomerase FKBP8
Exons: 7
Coding region: 125-1324 (399 amino acids)
Biological process (GO): protein folding; negative regulation of apoptotic process
Cellular component (GO): endomembrane system; mitochondrial envelope; membrane
Molecular function (GO): protein binding; protein folding chaperone; peptidyl-prolyl cis-trans isomerase activity
Source: RefSeq, a predicted model, not a curated record